Amoebophrya sp. A25 is the source of this 369-nucleotide messenger RNA. NCBI's taxonomy places the organism in Eukaryota, Dinophyceae, Syndiniales, Amoebophryaceae. The record is from the annotation of a GenBank genome assembly.
GGUGGACAUCAAUCCUUGCACCAUGAUCCUGCUGUUCUUCAACAACUGAUGAAUCAAUAUGGAGCUGUCCCACACCUUUUGCAGGGGACGUCGCCUCUCGGAAUGCUGACACCUUCAACAAAUGAUCUUGCAGGAGGAGCUCUUGGUUCGCAACACCAACACCUACUUCAUAACUCUCAGGGGUUGAUGAAUAUGGGAAACAAUCCGAGUGGCGCUAUGGGUGGAAAUAAUCUGCUUGCUAGACCGUCGAUGUUCAUUGAUCAACAGCAUCAGCAUGCACUGCAGCAAGCUUUAGGCGGAGCGCAGGGGGGUGGCAGAUUCAGUCGUGCGGUGUUUGCGACAGGAUCUGCACUAGUUGAUGCGCUAGAC